This is a messenger RNA of Archocentrus centrarchus (flier cichlid), 1494 nucleotides long. It is a transcript of the gene ube2e1, whose product is annotated as ubiquitin-conjugating enzyme E2E 1. NCBI's taxonomy places the organism in Eukaryota, Metazoa, Chordata, Actinopteri, Cichliformes, Cichlidae. The transcript has 6 exons. Bases 61 to 642 code for a protein of 193 amino acids. The record is from RefSeq and is a predicted model, not a curated record.
CUAGGCAGGCGGCGGAGGCACACACACACACACACACACACACACAAAGAAAGGCUCGGUAUGUCGGAUGAAGAUUCUCGUGCCAGCACAAGCUCUUCCUCUUCUUCAUCUUCGACCCAUCAGCAGCAGCAGGAGACAAACCUCCCAAAGAAAAGGGAAAGUAAAGCCAGCAUGAGCAAAACCUCCAAGCUUCUGUCCACCAGUGCUAAAAGAAUUCAGAAGGAACUGGCUGACAUUACGUUGGAUCCUCCACCAAACUGCAGUGCCGGCCCCAAAGGAGACAACAUCUAUGAGUGGAGAUCGACUAUCCUGGGCCCUCCAGGCUCCGUAUACGAGGGCGGCGUGUUCUUCCUGGACAUCGCUUUCACACCAGACUACCCCUUCAAACCGCCCAAGGUGACGUUCCGUACAAGGAUCUACCACUGCAACAUCAACAGUCAGGGGGUGAUCUGCCUGGAUAUCCUCAAGGACAACUGGAGUCCUGCCCUCACCAUCUCCAAGGUCCUACUGUCCAUCUGCUCCCUGCUCACUGACUGCAACCCAGCUGACCCUCUGGUUGGAAGCAUUGCCACACAGUACACAACGAACAGACCUGAACACGACAGGAUAGCCAAACAGUGGACCAAACGCUACGCCACAUAAUCACCCGAGCAGCUGCUGGCUGGAUGGUUGGAUGACCUGGGGAGGGGGAUUUUUUUUUUUUUUAAAUCUUGGAAUUGAAGUCUUAAAUCCUGACAUUAUGUUGUUUAUUGUAUUUUUCUUAAGUUAUCUUUUGGCCUGACUAUAAUCAGAGCACAUUUAGUGUUUUCUCUUUAAAUAGUUAGCCUGUGCUUGAAGAUGGACAUUAAUACUUAACUACUAGAUGAAAUAUGUCACAGCAUGAUUCCCAGUCAAUGAUGUCAGUGUAAAUUUCCACUUGUAUUAAAGUUCCAGUUAGUGUUCGGGGCUCCUGCCAGAACAUUUCUUAGAGCCGGCGGCCAGGGAUUUAACAUUGCACUUAACAGCACCACUCAGCAGCCAUACAGUUUACAGUGGCACAGACUGUGCAGGUGCAGAUCACUACUCCUGUGCAGAAAUUGCUGCUGAAGACAAUAAAGAGAAGCUAACAGGCUUUUACCAGCAGAAGGGCACUGAUUUACAGUUAACUUCAUUCACAUACAGCCCUCCGUCACACAGACUUCAGUAAAGUGAUUCAGAAUUGAACGAGUGAGUCUUACCAUUUGAAGGUUUUCAUACUUAUAGCGCUAAUUCCUCUGCGUAUGAAAGCAGUGACUUUAACAAAAAGUUAUAAACUCUUUGUUAAAAAAAGAUAAAGGGAAUCCCUAUGCUUGGGCCAAGGGGCCGCCGGGCUUGGAGGAAACUCCUGGUAAUAGAGAAAGUUGUUUUUCCACAUGUAGACAUGUUUAGAUUGAUAUUGGUUGUGAUUUGUGUUCUGUACUGAUGAACAGCAGUACCGUUUCUCCCUUUAAGAAUUAAACAUGACCAUGAACUGAA